Cololabis saira (Pacific saury) is the source of this 1409-nucleotide messenger RNA. It is a transcript of the gene atp6v1d, whose product is annotated as ATPase H+ transporting V1 subunit D. The record is from RefSeq and is a predicted model, not a curated record. Gene Ontology annotation, molecular function: proton-transporting ATPase activity, rotational mechanism. The coding region runs from base 104 to 850 and encodes 248 amino acids. The transcript is spliced from 10 exons. Gene Ontology annotation, cellular component: proton-transporting V-type ATPase complex. Lineage: Eukaryota; Metazoa; Chordata; Actinopteri; Beloniformes; Belonidae.
CGUGACUAGAGGUCAGCUGAUUGUCACGGACGAAGAUCCCGAAACCUUAGCCCAGCGUGAUCAGGAGCAGAGGACAGCAAGUGUCGAUCAAAAAGACGAGAAGAUGUCUGGAAAAGAGAGGAUCGACAUCUUCCCCUCCAGAAUGGCUCAGACCAUCAUGAAGGCUCGGCUGAAAGGAGCGCAGACUGGCCGCAACCUGCUGAGGAAGAAAUCUGACGCUCUCUCCAUGCGCUUUCGUCAGAUCCUUCGCAAAAUUAUUGAAACUAAAACCAAAAUGGGAGAGGUCAUGAGAGAAGCAGCGUUUUCUUUGGCUGAAGCCAAAUUUGCAGCUGGAGACUUCAGUACGACUAUAAUCCAGAACGUCAACAAAGCCCAGGUCAAGGUCCGAGCCAAGAAGGACAAUGUUGCAGGUGUCACUCUUCCGGUUUUUGAGCAUUACCAAGAAGGUGGAGACAGUUAUGAGCUCACUGGUCUGGCUAGAGGAGGAGAGCAGCUCUCCAGGUUGAAGAGGAACUACGCCCGAGCUGUUGAGCUGCUCGUGGAGUUGGCCUCCUUGCAGACAUCUUUUGUCACUCUGGAUGAGGCCAUAAAGAUCACCAACCGCCGUGUGAAUGCCAUUGAGCAUGUGAUUAUUCCCAGGAUCGAUCGAACUCUCACCUACAUCAUCACAGAGCUGGAUGAGAGAGAGCGAGAGGAGUUUUACAGGCUGAAGAAGAUCCAGGAGAAGAAGAAGCAGCUCAGGGAAAGGACGGAGCUGGAGAUCGCGGCGCGCCUGGCUAAGCUGGGUCCCAUCGCGGAGCCCGCCAACAUGCUGACAGAGGAGACAGAUGAGGACCUGUUGUUUGAGUGAAGCGCUCUGCAUUUCCAACCUCAAUCACUUCACUCCUAUUUAUUUUGUGCCUCUCUGGCCAAGUCAGUCUUCUUAAUCAAGUGAGAAAAGUAUUUUUUCGUGCGCAUGUGUGUGUGUGUGUGUGUAUCCACAUCUGUGCUGAUUUGUUCUGUUGUUCCAGUGCUGGAAGUUGCGAGUGUUUCCAUACGUGUCACUGUACAGGAACUAAAGUGUCGCUCCUCUUUGGUGUUACCAACAACAGUUAAAAUAAAAAGGAAAAAGCAAAUAUCACAAAGAAUGUUUACACAUGGUUCACAAGUGAAAUUAAAUAAGCAUUCCGUGUGACUGAACUACGUGUAGAUAUUUUAGUUUUCUCCAUUGCAUGCUGUAAAGCUUAAGGUGGUUGUAGAUGUCAGACGGUGUGAGUCUGUUUCGUGGAAGUUCGUCCCGCUACUGACAUCAUAUCCCGGGGGUUACCUCAGUGGACUGUUUGCCAUUACAACAGAACCUCCUAAAUGUGACCCUGCUGUAAAAUUUGAUGUUUAAGUCUACUAAGUCCACUACUUCAAAGGAAUAAAAA